Molecule: messenger RNA, 3425 nt
Organism: Frankliniella occidentalis (western flower thrips)
Lineage: Eukaryota; Metazoa; Arthropoda; Insecta; Thysanoptera; Thripidae
Product: protein suppressor of hairy wing
Exons: 15
Coding region: 299-2467 (722 amino acids)
Biological process (GO): regulation of transcription by RNA polymerase II
Molecular function (GO): DNA-binding transcription factor activity; RNA polymerase II cis-regulatory region sequence-specific DNA binding
Source: RefSeq, a predicted model, not a curated record
GCCGGUUGUGGAGUGAUGCUGGUGGCCUAUGGCUGCCCUGGGCGGCUCGCUUGCUUUCGGCCAUUUGAUGCAACAGGAUUUACCGCAAAUACUUACCUUGGGUGCUGUUAUAAGUCUGCCCUGAUCGUGUGUUUUUUUUCUAUUUCCAUUUGUUUCGACCUGCUUAUUGUAGUUAGUGUAGGCUCGCCUCUGUUCCGAAUCGCGAACUUUGCGUGGUAAAUAAAACAGCUUCAGUUUCAGAAAAUUACGAGGCUUUUUCAGAACUAGGCUUGUUGGGCUACAAUUGCCAUUGCAUACCAUGUCGGAGGCAAGUGGGAAAAAGAAAUCUAUUCCCAGGACGUAUGGUGGGCGAUCUGGGAAGAAGAUUAAACCUGAUCCGGAUGAUGGAGCAGACGAGAUGGAAGAAGGUACUCCAGAAACUGAAGAAUUAGAAGCUCCCUUGUCGCCUGCACCUCGAACAGGUCUUCGAGUAAGAAAACUUCCUCUUGCAAGGGAAAACAAUGAAUCAAAUGAAGAAUCUGAUUCUGGAAAUAGCAAAAAGAAAGCUAAGGGUGGAGUUAAUAAUAACAAUAAUCAAGGCAGUGGGAAAGGUGCUGGUCGUAAGCCUGUAACCCCAAAGAAUGUUGUCGACCCUGUGUCAGAGAAUGAUGGCAAUACUGAGGGAGAAGAAGACCUUGGUGCCUUAGAUGGGGAUGUUGGCCCUAAUCCUUCAACACCUGUGAACGACAGUAAAUGCCAUCAUUGUUUUAAGGUCUUUGCAACCCCAGCUAGUCUUAAGAUUCAUCUGAAGACCUGUUCAGCUUUGACGACAGAUGGGAACAUUGGAUUGACUGUGAAUCAGGGUCUCAUUGUCCCUGAUCAUCUUGAUAACAUGCAUGGAGAUGAAAACGAUAUGCUAGCUGCUGAAAACAAUGUGAUGGAAGCAGGCAGUUAUUCUGCAGAAAUGCCUGUUGGAAAGUGUCAUUGUUGCGGGGAAGAUAUUGAUGGAGCUCAUGAGAAUGGAGAGUUUUCAUGCCACGACUGCAACAAGCAGUUUAAACUCAAGUCUAGUUUGGAACGGCAUCGGAGAGUGAUCCAUGCUGAAGGUGAUACGUACUCAUGCCCAGAAUGUAAUGCUCGCUGUCCUGACAAAGGAACACUUGCAAGACACAUGUAUACCCACACAGGGUUGAAGCCAUAUGAAUGUGAAAGAUGCAACAUCAAGUUUAGUAGAAAAUAUCAUCUGGACAGACAUGUUUUGCAAAGUGGUUGUGAUGGUAAUGCUCGCCCACAGUAUCCUUGCCAGGUCUGUGGCCGAAUGUUUAACCGGAAAGACAACCUCCGUGAGCAUCUGCGUGCUCAUGCUGGUCAGGUGAAACGAAAACGCACCUACACCUGCGAGAUGUGUGAGAAGGAAUUCCAAGGCACAACCCUACUGCAAAUUCACAUGAGAACUCACACUGGUGAAAAACCCUAUGCUUGCUCAUACUGCCCGAAAGUAUUCCCCUCUAGCAGUGCAAUGAAGAAGCAUACCCGUAUCCAUACUGGAGAGAAACCAUAUGAGUGCAAAGAGUGUUAUGCAAAAUUCACAGCUAAGGAGACCCUGAAUAGGCACAUGAGAACUCACACUGGAAAUAAACCACAUAGCUGCAAAUAUUGUGGCAAAACAUUCAUUCAACUCUCUCAAUUACGGGCCCACAUUUUCCAUCACACAGGCGAAAAUGGAUACACCUGUGAUAUCUGUAGCAAGGCUUUCAAUCGCAAGACACGUCUUGACCUUCAUGUUAAGUAUGUGCAUGAGGGGGCAAAGCCUUUUGAGUGCACUGAGUGCAACAAAACAUUUGUGCGACGUGAAGACAUGGCCCGGCACACUGUUUUGCACUCUGGUCUCAAAGCCCACAAGUGCCCAAUUUGUGACAAAUCAUUUGCCAUGAAAUCAUCUCUGAAGAUUCAUUUGCUGACUCAUACCAAGGAACCCCCCCGGUCAUGCGAUGAAUGUGGUCGUGCUUUCAUCCGUCAAGACUGCUUGCUGCGCCACAUGCGUACUAAACAUCGUGACAUGCUUGAAGAAAUUUUGGCUGAAGCAGAAAAGAAGAAAUUGCAAGCCCAGUUGCUUGUUGCUGCCAAUGACAACGAAGGGGAAACUGCGGGUCCUACCAGGACAAUUCCCAUUCCAGCUAAGCAUGUUUUGGAAGACGGUGCCCUUGCAGACUCUGUCCGUGAGCUUCUUACUUUGCUUGUGGAUGAAGCAACACUUCGGGCAUUUGGCUGGCCAGAUGCUCCAGUCGACCAGUUACUAGAAGCAGUCAUCCGACGAUGUGGUCAUCCUCCAGCUGGAUCUGAUGAUCUACCAUACAGUGACCGGCUACGUCACAAUGCAAAGCUUCUGUUCACUGUUGUUAUUGAUGAUACUGCAGUCAAGACGCUUCUUAAUAAUCAGACUGUAGAUGAAGUUAUAUUGCAUGUGCUGCGUCUUGCAAAGUCAUAGGAGAGAGGGUCUAUUGACAGCCCCUUAUGAGGGUGAAAGUAGAGUAAAUCUUAAAAAUAUUGAUUUUUGGAUGAUAAUUAUUUGUAGGACAUCACUAAUUGCAUUGAUAUCUUGGACUUUGUACAUACAUAUUUUAAAGCCCUAGCAAUAUUUUCCAAUACUUUUAGGAAAGAGUAAAUUUUUUUAUUGUAAUGAAUAUGCAUGUAUUUUCCUAAUUUGUCCAUAAACAUUGUAAGAAUGUUGUUCAAUUUGUUUAAUGUAUUAAUUAGCAUUGUAAGUGCCUCUUUUUGGAGCAAAUCAUAACAUUUCUGUCAAAUCAGCAGUAAAACAAAGUUGUAAAGCAGUAGGCUUCUAUGCUCUGACACUGUGUCUGCUAAUUAAGACUUGAAUCACAGGUGAUCAUUCAAUAUUUUCCCUGCAAAUGAGUAUUAUUUAGGUUUUUUCCCCUCUAAUCUUAUCAGUGCAUCUCAUGCUAGUUUUAAAGACACUGUCUUUACUUUUAUUUUGACAAAGUUAAUGUUUAUCUGAGCUUGAUGGGCUAUGCAUGUCCCCUUACUCAGUGGGUAUUUGUUAAUGCUACUUUGCAUUUGAUUUGUGUUUUAGAAGUUAGUCAUCAAUCAUAGAGGGACCUUGCACCUCAUGUCUGAAAUUACUAGCUGUAAUUUGAAAUAAUUUCAAGUGAGUUUCUUUUUCCCAUUGUUAAAAAGAAAGGUGUUAUGUGAGGUUGGCAGGCUCCAAUCCUAUUUUGUUAUCUUCUUCCAAUGAAUUGCAUAACAGCUACCUAUUUUCUCUUGUAUUUUCAUAUCUAACUUCUAAGUGAAAUUAUUAAAGUGUCAAACAUGUUGUAAUCAACCCAUUAUCUACCACUAUGAUAGUGCUUUGGAAUAGGUGUGUUCUGGGUGUUACUUCAGACUACAAUGGUUGGAUCAAUAAAGUGCUACAACUUUUAGUAAGAUAA